Messenger RNA from Heterostelium album PN500, 177 nucleotides. RefSeq lists its product as uncharacterized. NCBI's taxonomy places the organism in Eukaryota, Evosea, Eumycetozoa, Acytosteliales, Acytosteliaceae. The record is from RefSeq and is a predicted model, not a curated record. The transcript is spliced from 2 exons. Bases 1 to 177 code for a protein of 58 amino acids.
AUGAGUGUGAGCGCCACCAAGAUUAGUUUUAAAGGAAUAGUUUCUAAAAAUAAUCAACAACCAUCAUAUUUUGAUAUGCCCGCAUUGGCAUCCGAUCGCUGGAACUUUGUUUUAUUUGAACGAACUGGUGCUGUGCACUUUUGGACAAUGGCCAGGGUAAUGGUUGAUGGAGGGUAA